AUGGCCGAGGACGAACUUGUUCGGAUGCAGGAAUUCUUCCGCAUCCAACGUGAGGAAUGGUGGAAAUGGCCCCCUAUUCACAAAGACUACGACAAAGAUAAAUCCAAACCGGCCUCGAUUAUCCAGCGUAUCGAAGAAGGUACAGAUGAAUAUGACGACUCAGAGGAAAUAGCCUACCGAGAAUGGAUGCGUGAAUUUGCGCCAAAACAGGCCAUACCCGCGUCAUCUUGGAAAGACGACGAGGAAGACUCUGGAGAGAAUCAAGACUCAGACAAAACCAAGGCGUAUAAAAGUGAAGCGGAAAUCUUCCGACAUAUCUACCAUCCUUCUGCCCUGGCACUCGUCAAUAUGGAGUGCCUGCGUCCGGUGCACCAUCUUAUCCUUGAUGAGCUAUUUCUCGUCAAACCCUCUAUCACUGUAUCGCUCAGCAAGUACUGUUACGAGUACUUUAUCCCAAAGCUGUACACCAAAGUGUGCUUCAAUGACCCCCACAAUAUACCAGUCACAGGAUUCAUGCAAGGGUAUAAAUCUCCGAACGGUCGAAAGAAGGAAGCUUUGAGACUAGUCAGAGAAGUGUGUAUCUACUUUCCUCCCUUGGUGUAUGUACCAAAGGGAGAAUUACAAUCCGAUGGUACCAGAGAAAUGAUACCAACAUAUCGUCGUCAAGGCGUGCGUACCGGGUAUCGACACUCGUGGCAGACUCUGCCGCCAGGUGCUAAAGAAAUACCUCUCCUCCACUGGGAGAUUUGUCAAGAGCUAGGUCUCAGAUCCUCCAUCUACCCGGACGGCAUUUACAUGCCCAAUGCAGAAAAAACAACCUUCUGCGGAUACAUGGGAGACUAUUUGUUCAAGGGUAAUCUUGAGGCAGGCAAUGUGUCUCGUUAUAGGCUUGGCCAAACCAACUAUUCCACUCAAUGGUUGAUGAAGACCAUUAUCCGACUUCAUGACCACAUCGGGUUUAGGCCAGAACACAAAACACUCUGUGAUCCAGGUCCCGUCCCUCCCUCUUGA
Molecule: messenger RNA, 1011 nt
Organism: Cryptococcus wingfieldii CBS 7118
Lineage: Eukaryota; Fungi; Basidiomycota; Tremellomycetes; Tremellales; Cryptococcaceae
Exons: 2
Coding region: 1-1011 (336 amino acids)
Source: RefSeq, a predicted model, not a curated record